UCACCAUCCUCAGUGCCAUUAUCCACAUCCUCAUUACCAAUACCAUCACUACCAACAGCAAAAGCUAUUCUAUCUGUUGCUGAAAUGACAAUGACACCCAUUACCUCCGAGGAAGAGCAAACACAAACAGUUGAAAGCUUUUAUGAGACUUCGCUGAUCUUAGCCCCUGACGACUUCACACCUCCGCCCGCAGGUACUGAUGGUCCACUGGCCUCCAGCCCCACCCCAGGGCCUGAAGCUCUUCUCUCAGUGGACACACUCACAGGUGAUGGACUGUCAGCUACCAUACCCACAACGGGCCCUCCUACCCUUCCCUCCACACUCGCACCAGCAGGGGCUUGGAUGGCCGUGAGGCUGGUGAACGGCACAGGCAGGUGCUCAGGCCGGGUGGAGGUUCUCAUCCAGGGCACGUGGGGAACCGUGUGCGAUGACCUCUGGGACCUGGCUGAGGCCACAGUGGUGUGCCGCCAGCUGCAGUGUGGCCGGGCUAUGGCGGCCCCCACAGGGGCCCACUUUGGGGCAGGCUCCGGGAAGAUCCUGCUGGACGACGUGCAGUGUGCAGGUGCUGAGAGCCACCUGGGGCAGUGCAUGCACAGGGGUGAGGCUGGGCUCAACUGCGGGCACCUGGAGGACGCUGGUGUUGUCUGCACAGGUGGUGAUGGUUCACCAGGCCCCACUCCAACCACAGAGCCUGAAAGUGCCACCUCUUCAUACACACUGUCAGGUGAUGCACUGACAGCAGCCGUGCCCACCACAGAGCCUGCUACACUUCCUGUGACAACGACUCCAGCAGGUGAUGGAUUUUUGGCAACCAUAGACACGGCAGAGCCUGCAGCCCCACUAUCCACACCUACAACCCUGGCAGGAGACUGGAUGGCUGUGAGACUGGUGAACGGCACAGGCAAGUGCUCAGGCCGAGUGGAGGUUCUCAUCCAGGGCACAUGGGGAACCGUAUGUGAUGACCUCUGGGACCUGGCUGAGGCCACAGUGGUGUGUCGCCAGCUGCAGUGUGGCCAGGCUGUGGCAGCCCCCAGAGGGGCCCACUUUGGGGCAGGCUCCGGGAAGAUCCUGCUGGACGACAUGCAGUGUGCCGGCGCUGAGAGCCACCUGGGGCUGUGCGUGCACAGGGGUGAGACUGGGCUCAACUGCGGGCACCUGGAGGACGCCAGCGUUAUCUGCGCAGGUGCUGACUCCACAGCUGCUCUGCCUACAGCCUAUGAGAACCUGCUUCCCACAUCAUUGGUGAUAUCAGCAGGUCAACACCCACCUUCUUCUGCACCUCCAGGAGGCGGGGCCCCCGUGCGGCUGGUAGGUGGCCAUGGGAGGUGCGCAGGCCGUGUAGAACUCUUCCACCAGGGAGUCUGGGGGACUGUGUGUGAUGACCUCUGGGACCUGCCAGAAGCAAACAUCAUCUGCAGGCAGCUGGGGUGUGGCUGGGCCGUGUCAGCCCCCGGUGAGGCCCACUUUGGGGAAGGUUCUGGGAAGAUCCUCCUUGACAACGUGCACUGCAGGGGAGAUGAGCCGCGCCUGGAGGAGUGCUCCCACAUCGGCUGGUUUUCCCACAACUGUGGGCACGGAGAAGAUGCUGGCGUGAUCUGCUCAGAUGCUGAAUACUCAACCGUGUCACCCCUGGAUCGCCCACUGGCUGUCAUAGCAGGACCAAUGACCACAGAAAAAUCUAGGUGUGGCAGAGUAAUUACCAACUCAUCUGGAGCGAUUAGGAAUCCCCCGCAGAAUGAAAUGCAUGACAACAUAACCUGUGUGUGGGAAAUAAAGGCCAAUGCUUCUGAUCACAUUCUGCUGGCAUUUCCGUAUCUUAACCUAGAUUGCACCAAUGAAUAUUUUGAAAUCCUGGACGGCCCUCCAUCCUCGACAAAGUCCCUGGGGAAAACCUGCUCUGGAUCCUACCUCACCUACGCGUCCUCCUCCAGCUCAAUGACCCUCGUGUACUUCCGAAGCUUCAACAACAUAGGGAAAAACUUCGUUGCUUAUUAUUACUCUGCACCCAAAGAGGCGAGUUCAAGGACCCCACAUCUAAUCACAAUCCCAACAGCAACACCGAAGACAGUGACAGCAAGACCAGGUGACUGGCCAGAGCUGAGGCUGGUGGGCGGCUCGGGACGUUGCUCAGGACGUGUGGAGGUCCUCCACCAGGGGGCCUGGGGCACCGUGUGUGAUGACCUCUGGGACCUGAACGAAGCUGAGGUCGUGUGCCGACAGCUGGGAUGUGGACGGGCCGUGUCCGCCCUGGGAAAGGCCCACUUUGGCCCGGGCUCUGGAAACAUCUUCCUGGACAACCUGCAGUGUUCCGGGGUAGAGCGCUACCUGGGUCAGUGUGCCCACUCAGGCUGGUCAGAACACAACUGUGGCCACCACGAGGACGCCGGCGUCAUCUGCUCAGAGGCGGACGAGUCGCUCAUGGAGAGUCCAGGGGACUGGCCAGAGCUGAGGCUGGUGGGCGGCUCGGGACGCUGCUCAGGACGCGUAGAGGUCCUCCACCUGGGGGCCUGGGGCACCGUGUGUGAUGACCUCUGGGACCUGAACGAAGCGGAGGUCGUGUGCCGACAGCUGGGGUGCGGACGGGCCGUGUCCGCCCUGGGGAAGGCCCACUUUGGCCCGGGUUCUGGAAACAUCUUCCUGGACAACCUGCAGUGUUCCGGGGUAGAGCGCUACCUGGGCCAGUGUGCCCACUCGGGCUGGUCGGAGCACAACUGUGGCCACCACGAGGACGCCGGUGUCAUCUGCUCAGACGCAGAAGAACUGCUUCCUCCCACACCUCCAGGUCUUUCCACAGCUUCUCAGGAUCAUAUAACAGGAGGAAGUGGCUCCUGUGGAGGGGUCUUGUCGAGUCUGUCCGGCUCCUUCUCCAGUCCGCUGUACCCGGAGAGCUACCCGACAGACAUCCAGUGCGUCUGGGAGAUUCACGUGGACAAAAAAUUCCGCAUAGAACUCAUGAUUCCGAGUCUGAACCUGGAGGAUAUCCUUGGAUGCCCCUAUGACUCCAUUGAAAUCUUCGAUGGCCCCAGGAUUGCCUCGCUGUCCAUGGGGAAGUUCUGUGCCUCGGUGGCUGUGAUAUUUUUCUCCUCCUCAGACAUCAUGACCGUGGUGUUCCGAAGUGAUUCUAUGAUCACCAACACUGGCUUUUAUGCUCUGUUCAAUGUAAUUCCACAGGAUGAAGGAAAAUCAGAAGAUGAACCCGAGCUGCGGCUGGUGGGCGGAUCCGGACAGUGCUCCGGACGCGUGGAGGUCCUCCACCAGGGGAACUGGGGCACCGUAUGUGAUGACCUCUGGGACCUGAACGAAGCCCAGGUGGUGUGCCGACAGCUGGGGUGCGGACGGGCCAUUGCAGCCCCUGGGAAGGCUCACUUCGGCCCAGGCUCCGGAAACAUCCUCCUGGAUAACAUCCAGUGUUCGGGAAGCGAGAACCACCUUGGGCAGUGCCCCAGCUCCAGCUGGUCAGACCACAACUGUGGGCACCAUGAGGACGCAGGUGUCAUCUGCUCAGAUGCUGGGGCCGGAACUCCAGAUGUGAUCCCCACAUCUCCAGCUCCUGUCCCGCAAGGGCCUCCACCGCCAGGAGGAAGUAACUCUUGUGGAGGACUAAUUUCAGGCCUCUUGGGCUCCUUCUCCAGUCCUUGGUAUCCAACGAACUACCCCACUGACGUGGAGUGCAUCUGGGUGAUACAUGUGGCUGAGAAGUUCCACAUAGAACUGGUGAUCCCAAGCCUGAAAUUAGAGGACAUCUAUGGGUGCCCUUAUGACUUUGUGGAAGUGUUCGACGGACGGCAAGUUGCCUCCCUCUCCAUGGGCAGGUUUUGUGCCGGGACAGAGCUUUCGUUCCUCUCCUCCUCAAACGUCAUGACUGUGGCGUUCCGGAGUGACGCCAUGAUCACCAACACAGGGUUUUAUGCUCUCUACAACGCCAUGCAGCAGGACGAAAGGGAGAACGGUGUAUCCCUGAGACUGGUGAACGGCAGCCACAGGUGUGAGGGCCGGGUGGAGGUCUUCUACAACGGCACCUGGGGCACUCUGUGCGAUGACAGCUGGGACCUGACAGACGUCAGCGUGGUGUGCCAGCAGCUUGGCUGUGGAGAGGCCUUAUCAGCCCCAGCUCAGAGCUACUUUGAUGGAGGCACUGGCCACAUCAUGCUAGACAACGUUCAGUGCACAGGGAACGAAGCCAAGGUGUGGCAGUGCACACACAACGGGUGGUUCUCCCACAACUGUGGGCACCACGAGGAUGCCAGUGCCAUCUGCUCAGGUGUCGAUGGGAAUCCAAAAGUAGGACCAAAAGACUCCGCUGGUGAUGGUCCUGCUGCAGAUGAAAACUUCCACUGUGGCGGUUUGCUCACAAAUAAUUCGGGCUCCUUCUCCAGCCCUUGGUAUCCUAAGAAAUACCCUAUAAAUGUGGUGUGUGCCUGGGACAUCCACGUGGACGCCAGGGUUCAUAUCAAGCUCACAUUUGAAGUGGUGAAGUUGGAGAACUUCUACGGCUGUCCGUACGACUUCGUUGAAGUCUUUGACGGCCCGCAGAGUGAAUCUUUUUCUCUGGGGAGGUUCUGUUCUGGGACAAGCCCAACAUUCACCUCCUCCUCAAAUCGCUUGACGGUGGUCUUCCACAGCGACGCAAUCGUCACCAACAUGGGCUUUCAUGCAUCCUAUGAGUCCAUUGUGCAAGACGAGAUCAAUACUGCACAAGGUAGUGGGCAGGGCUCGCACCUGACGCUGCCUUGGGACCUGUUUCAUUCCACACACGUGUCGUCUCUACACCUGCUUCCGGUGCUGCCCACCAAGAGUGGCCACAACCAGGAUCUGGCCCUCAGGCUGGCCGGCGGCAGCCACCGGUGCGAGGGCCGCGUGGAGCUGCACUACAAUGGCACUUGGGGAACAGUGUGUGAUGACAGCUGGGACCUGCGUGACGCCCAGGUGGUGUGUGGGCAGCUUUCCUGUGGCAGGGCGGUGUCGGCCCCCAGCAGGGCACAUUUCCGCCAAGGCCUGGGCCCCAUUGCCCUGGACGACGUGGAGUGUAGGGGGACAGAAGCCAGGCUAUGGCAGUGCCUGCACCGUGGCUGGUUCUCCCACAACUGUGGCCACCACGAAGAUGCUGGUGUCGUCUGCUCAGCCUCUCUGCCUUACUCAACACCAUCAUCUGCUACAAGUCACCCAAUUUCAGCAUCUUUCCCGGAGCCGACAAAAGUUCCCACAUCAGCAGAUUCUGCAGCUGCUGGGCGUCCGGAGAUCCCUUCUUCAGCUCCUGGGGAGCAGCCGCGUGUCUUCCAUCCAACAGUUUCAGCACCAGCCGCAGAAAUGACCACUUUGCCUGUUCCUGAUUCCACUGACGCCACAGAUUUGGUCCUUGGAACUGGCAUAAUGCCUACUUCAGCGGAAGUGACUUCUUCACCUGAAUCUUCUACUAUUACUGUAACCACCUCAACAGAUUUAGUAGCAACCACUGUGACCUCCACACCAGAUACAUCUUCAUCCUCAGCAGAAGUGACCUCUCCCUCUGAUGUAUCUUCAACUUCAGCAGCAGUGGGCACACCCUCUGAUACAACUCCCACUCCAGGAGAAAAAGCCUCUUCACCAGCCGUAAAUCUGAUUUCAACAAAAGUGACACCAUCACCUGUUACCAUUUCAAUUGGUGAAGACAUGGCCCCUUUACCUGACCUGCCCCUGCGCUUGGCGGAUGGGCACAGCCGCUGCGAGGGCCGGGUUGAGGUCCGCCACGAGGGCGUGUGGGGCACGGUGUGCGACGACCACUGGGACAUCAGGGACGCUCGUGUCGUGUGCCGGCAGCUGGGUUGCGGCCAAGCUCUUGCAGCCCCGGGGCGCGGCCGCUUCGGCCCGGGCUCGGGGCCCAUCCUGCUUGAUGACAUGCGUUGCUCGGGCACCGAAGACGCGCUGGACCACUGCGGCCACUCUGGCUGGGCGCGGCACAACUGCCGGCACCAGGAGGACGCGGGCGUGAUCUGCGCAGGUCCGGCUGCCUCUGCUGUACCCAAGGACAAGGCCCAGCUCUCCUGCCUGCCUCACCUCUUCCGAGUCAGCAUUGACCGAGGCUAUCUCCGGAGGCUGGGCUACUCCUCUUGGGACAUCCACUUAAAUGAUGAGCUGUGCCGCCCCCAAGUCACCGGGCGCUACCUGAUCUUCAACAUCCCCUACGGUCACUGUGGCACCGUCAGACAGGAAGGGCUCGGCUCCCUCAGCUACUCCAACUCCGUCAGAGGCCGAAUCCAGGGCCACCCCGGCCGAGUCUUCGUGAGGCAUAGGGUACCUCAGCUCAAGUUCACCUGCAGGGUGGACGGCCCGUCUGCAGCUGAAGUCACUCCUGGGGCUGAGGUCCCCAGGGAGGACGCUGGCUAUGACGUGUCCAUAUCCUUCCUUGAGUUGCCCACGUCCCAGCAUGUGAGGAACCCGGGGCCACACUACGCCAGCCCGAAGAAGAAAGCGGUCUUCCUUCAGGCCACCCUCCACAGCCCCAACCCCACCCUGAGGCUCUUCGUGGAUACCUGCGUGGCUUCUCCAGAUCCCCAUGAUUUUACCACCGUCAAGUACGAUCUGAUCCGGCGAGGGUGCAUCAAAGACAAUACCUAUAUCAACCUGCACUCCCAACAGAAGAACACGGCCCAGUUCAAGUUCAAUGCCUUCAACUUUCUGAGCAACUAUGACGUGGUCUACCUGCAGUGUGAGGUCGCUGUGUGCAAAGUGGGGGACCCCUCCUCCCGCUGCUCCCAGGGCUGUGUAGAACGGAGUAAGAGGGAUGCAGGCCGUGUGGUGACCCCAGAAGAACAGACUGAGCAUUUCCAAGUGGUGGGGCCACUGGAAAUCCACAGAGGGACUCGUCGGAGUAAGACCCUUGUGUGAUUUCUUCACUUUUCGCACAAAUCUGUUAUUAGAAAGAAAAGCCUAUUUCCCUGAAUAAAGUGAUAAGUUUGACAAACCAGAAGCUGCCCAUGGAGCCACAGGUAAAAGAAACAGCUAAGGAGGUUCUCUCUGAGUUUCGAUGCUACAUAAACCUUCCCUGAUUGUUAAACUUGUAAGGCAGUCACUCUGUUUGCUGGCUAGAGAUGCUGCAUCUUCUAAUUCUUCCCUACCAAGAACUACACAUGUUCUAAAGAACAGAGUUCUCUCUAUAGACCAAAUUGUCAAUUUAAAGAUUUUGUUAAAUUGACUCCUUAACGUUCAGAUGCUAGUAGAUGGAUCUUUUUUUUUUUUCUGUCCCUUGGGUGGUGUGAGAAUUUCUUUUCAGAUCUUGCUAAGAGUCUAAUUAAAAAUAAACUUAAGUGUUGGAAAGUCACUGCUC
Messenger RNA from Mustela erminea (ermine), 7303 nucleotides. Its product is annotated as deleted in malignant brain tumors 1 protein-like. Gene Ontology annotation, cellular component: membrane. The record is from RefSeq and is a predicted model, not a curated record. The coding region runs from base 85 to 6864 and encodes 2259 amino acids. Lineage: Eukaryota; Metazoa; Chordata; Mammalia; Carnivora; Mustelidae. The transcript has 57 exons.